AUGAACAGGCACGAGAAAUAGGAAGUUGAAUAAGGAUUGCGCAAUCUUUUAGAAGAAGUAUAAGAGUUAAACAUAUUAAAUCAGAUGAUGAUAUUUUGUAAUGAGAAGAUCAAUGGCAUCGAGAACUGGAAUUGUCUGGAUCUGAUACAGCGAAUUACCAAGUUGUCUCGAUAACUAAGGAACAGCAAUCUCGAAUACAAGAAAUUGGAAUCUGUAUUGCAACAAUAGGAAGCAGACAUUCGAAAUCACAUAAGUGUAUGGAGGCAUUUUUAAUUUUAGUUAGAAUAAUAGAUGAAAUUGUAUUAGGAUGGAUUACAAUCAAAGUUAGAGGAGGCUAAUCAAGAAAUCAAGAGAUUAUCAGAGGGUCUCUAUAAAUUAAAGAAGUCUAAUUGUUAAUCAGAAUCAAUGAAAAAGGAUUAGAGUAAUGAUGGGUCUACCUCUUAGAAAUAGGGUUCUCCAAAAAAGCUAUCCUCCUUCUCUCAACAUGGAGGUUACACUUCUCACAGAAGCUCAUGUGACGAACUUUUUAAGAGAUACAAUAAGCUGUUGUAACAAUAGUAGGCCUGUAUUAAUCAACGAUCAAAUAACAUCUAAAUUAGUUAAUAUAUGAUGAAAGGCCGAUAAACUUUAGCUGAAAUAUGUAAUAUACAACAAAACAGAAAGUGGAUAAAAUAAUUCAAUCAAUUCAGAAACAAUAAGAAAUUUAUUGAAAAUGAAAUGAAUUAUAAAAUGUUGAAAUUAUGA
Molecule: messenger RNA, 744 nt
Organism: Paramecium tetraurelia
Lineage: Eukaryota; Ciliophora; Oligohymenophorea; Peniculida; Parameciidae
Exons: 3
Source: RefSeq, a predicted model, not a curated record